Messenger RNA from Maniola jurtina (meadow brown), 2271 nucleotides. Its product is annotated as multiple inositol polyphosphate phosphatase 1-like. Gene Ontology annotation, molecular function: inositol phosphate phosphatase activity; acid phosphatase activity. Bases 115 to 1548 code for a protein of 477 amino acids. The transcript is spliced from 10 exons. Lineage: Eukaryota; Metazoa; Arthropoda; Insecta; Lepidoptera; Nymphalidae. The record is from RefSeq and is a predicted model, not a curated record.
CAGUUCAUUCGCUCUAUUGCAUCUAGCACACCGCGUUUCCCGCGCUAACCACAGAGUAAAAACUCAAUCAUAAACUGUGUUCCCGCGAAAAAGCAUACCUAACUAGGCAUAAAAAUGCGGUUAGCAUUGCUCUUCGCGCUGUGCCUUGCGAUAGUGCACGGGCAGGAAGAGAGUUGCAGGUCUGGAGAUGAAGAUCCCUAUCUACUCUUUGGCACGAAGACCGCUUACACCUUCUCGAACAAAGGCAUCCCUGUGAGCAGAGCUCAUGAUGUUCCUGGUUGUCAACCACUCGCAAUAUGGAUGAUGAACCGUCACGGCUCCCACAACCCAGAGGCGGAUGAGUUCGCAGGGUUGCAGAAGUUGGUCAUGUUUAAAAAUAACGUCAUCAUCAAUUAUAGAAAUGGCAACUUUAGAAACACCAAUCUUCGCAUGUGUAUGUCGGACGUCAACCUGCUAGAGCGAUGGGAGUGGAAUCCUCGACUAAACAUUUCGUACGCUGGAGACCUGACAAGUGAUGGCUACAUUUCCACUCAGCAUCUCGCGCAGGCUUGGAAGUAUAGGUUUCCUGGAAUAUUGACUGAUAACGUUCACGAUUAUCUGUUCAAAUACGUGAAUGAUGAGCGGUCAAGCACAACUUUCCGGGCGUUCACAGAAGGCCUGUUCAGCGCUCAAGCCGACAACAUUGACAUUUCCAAAGAAAGCGAUGAGAAAUUGCUACGGCCAUACAAAUUUUGUCCGUCUUGGAGCACUGAUGUCGAGGAGAAUGCUGACACAUUGACACAGCUAAAUAUUUUUGAAUCCAAGCAGGAAUACAAAGAGAUGAUAAACAACAUCUCUCGUCGUCUCGGCUUCAACUACGACAUCGAGCAUGAGACGCUGCACAGCAUGUAUGACAUGUGCCGAUACAACAAGGCCUGGGACGUCACGCAGAUCUCGCCUUGGUGUGCCGCCUUUACAAAAGAUGACCUGAAACGUUUGGAAUAUGCCGAAGAUUUAAUGACGUAUUAUAAAUACGGCUAUGGUUCGCCCAAGAAUCAGGAAAUCGGAUGCACAGGAGUUAAAGACAUGAUGGACUUCUUCAGGACGCAUGUGGACAAAGAAACCCCUCAACAACCUCGAGCCGUCAUCCACUUCACGGAAGCUCAAAUGCUGUUGCUUACACUGCAAGCCUUGGGCGCGCGCCGCGACUUGGCGCCGCUGACUGGAGACAACUACCACACCGCGGUCGCGCAGAGCCGCAAGUGGAGCACCUCCGCCAUGACGCCCUUCAACGCCAACCUCGCCGCCGUGCUUUACAAAUGCACACCAAACAGCAACUUCCAGAUCAACGAUCAAUACCAAGUCCUCUUCCUAGAGAAUGAGAGGCCGCUAUACUUGGAGGAGUGCAGAGUUGGCCUCUGCAGCUGGAGCUUUGUUAAGAACCGCUUCGGGCUCAUAGCUGAUAACUGCAACCUCAAGUUCUGCAAUGGCGCUGACAAAGUCAAGGGUAUUAGCUUCUUAGGAAUAGUUUUAGCACUGUUGCUUGAAUUACCUACUUUAUUAAACUAGGUAGUUUAGGUUAGGGUAUCUUAUUUGAUGCUAGCAUUAUGGUUUAAAAGAAGAGUAAAAGUGCAGAUACACUACUGUGUUGCAACUUGUUGUGAUGGAGUUAACUUUUCACGGUCCGUUCACAUACAACACCAUCGUCGGCCAAAGUCUUCUUUGAUUGGUCUAAUGCGUUUUCAGGUAUGUCCUGAUUGGUCAACCAUCACAACAGGCAGGCAGCGCAGCACAACAGUCUGUCUGUAUCUUUAGGCGCGUAGGUACCAGUAAAGAAACGAAUCAAAAAUGACGGUGUUAAUCCAUUUCACUCCCACAUUAUACCUGUGUAUAGUGUGUGAGUGAGAUAACAUGAUUAGUUUUUCCUCUUUGUUUCGAUUCGUUUUUUUUUUACUGACAUGUCACUCGUUUAACAAAGAAUUCGUUGGUAAUUUUCUAAAAAUCUAUGUUUAACUUGUACCUCUUUCACAAUAUUUUAAAUGCAUUUGAAUGUACAUAAAAGUCUAAUUUUAGCAACAUAAGUCGUACCUAUCACUUUUAAGAAUUACUUAAUGUUGUUGUUAUUUACUUAUUACUUACAUAUUUUUUAUAAAUGAAUGAAAAGUCAUUUAUGUAGGUCGCGUGCACGAAUCGUAGUGAGUUUAUUAUGUAGCUACACUUACAUAUCUAUGAAAAAAUACACUAAUACUUAAGAACAUAAGUAGUUAUUUAAAUAAAUAAAUAAAUGCUGGC